UCAAUGAUAUUUAGGAGUAUAAGAUAAUAUCUUAUACGAAGAGCACCUAAUUCCUCUUGGUUUUAAGCUCAAAUCGAGACUAUUAAAACCCAUUCGUUGGAUGAAACCUAACAGAGGAUUAAAGUUAAAUGUAGAUGCGGCUUUUCUACAUGGCUCGGCUUCAGGAGUUGCGAUUUUGAGAUAUCAAAGAGGAGAGUUGGUCUGCGCCUGUGCUUUUCCGAUUGUUGCUUCUUCUUCCUUGGAAGCAGAACUUAUUGCUGCUAUGAGGUCAACCCGUUGGGCAAUUGAUGAAGGCUAUCGAGGAUUUCAGGUCGAGAUUGAUGCUGAGAUUGCUCUUAGCUUGCUUUCAGGCGGAUUCAACAUGGCUAGGUCUGAUGAAAUUAUCGAGUUCAGACAGAUAUGUUUUAGGAAAGGGAUUUACUUCAGACACAUUUUCAGGGAAGGUAAUAGAGCAGCCCACUAUCUCGCAGCUUACCAUCCGGCCCGUUUUACUUCUUGGACUUCUGCCAGGUCCAGUUCGUAUUGAAUUUAAUUGGCUAAAGGGUCAAAUAGGUACAUGAACUAACUUAAAGUGUUCAAUUAGUCCCUUAUAUAGGAGGUUCUGCCCGGACGUCGCCAAUUGGAGCAGUUCCCGGUGGAAUUUUUUGAUGAAAUUUUUUGAGCAUGUUCUUCAUUAAGUCUAGUUUACCCGUACCAAAUUUCAGCUAAAAAUUCAACCGGGAAGGCAGUCAAAUGUUUUUUUGAAGAUAACUGUGCAGUUAAACAUCGCAGUACAUUUUGGAAAAUCAUUUGACUGCCUUCCCGAUUUAAUUUUUAACUGAAAUUUGGUAUGGAUAAACUAGAUUGAAUGAAGAACAUGCUCAAAACAUUUCAUCAAAAAAUUCCACCGGGAACCGCCCCAAUAUGCGACGGCCGAGCAGAACCUCCUAUAUAAGGGGCUAAUUGAACACUUUAAGUUAGUUCAUGUACCUAUUUGACCCUUUAGCCAAUUUAAUUUAGAUUUAUUUAACAUUCCUUCUAUUAGAUGGCUUGUUUAAUGUUUUUUCUUUUCAAUUGGGUAAGGUUUGGUCCCCCCAAUUGCUGUUGUUCUUUUCUGUUCUGGUAUGAUGUAUCUUUGGGAGGUAUGCAUCCUUCGGAAAGGUUUUGGUCUAGUCCCCCUUUCCAUUGUACUUUAUUUGGUUAUUAAUAAAAUCUGGUAAAUGUUUCCCUACAUUUACCCCACCGACUUAGGUGGUUUGCCUACCGGGUUUUAAAA
Messenger RNA from Cuscuta epithymum, 1255 nucleotides. The record is from the annotation of a GenBank genome assembly. NCBI's taxonomy places the organism in Eukaryota, Viridiplantae, Streptophyta, Magnoliopsida, Solanales, Convolvulaceae.